Molecule: messenger RNA, 2211 nt
Organism: Thalassophryne amazonica
Lineage: Eukaryota; Metazoa; Chordata; Actinopteri; Batrachoidiformes; Batrachoididae
Product: junctophilin-1-like
Exons: 7
Coding region: 108-2054 (648 amino acids)
Cellular component (GO): plasma membrane; junctional membrane complex; endoplasmic reticulum membrane
Source: RefSeq, a predicted model, not a curated record
GAUGAUUGACAGCUGUGGCCACGCCCUCUGCCAGUGGCGCCCCGCCUCCUCGAGCGGCAGAGCGCCGCGGGUCGGGGCUCGGUCCAGACCCGGCGCAGCGGCUCUGGAUGACGGGAGGUCGGUUCGAUUUCGACGAUGGCGGUACUUACUGCGGGGGUUGGGAGGACGGCAAAGCCCACGGACACGGAGUGUGCACCGGACCCAAAGGCCAGGGCGAGUACUCGGGCUUCUGGGCGCACGGGUUCGAAGUGGUGGGCGUGUACACCUGGCCCAGCGGCAACGUCUACCAGGGAUCCUGGGCUCAGGGCAAACGGCACGGGCUCGGCGUGGAAAACAAAGGCAGCUGGAGCUACCGGGGCGAGUGGACUCAGGGCCUGAAGGGCCGCUACGGGGUCCGGCAGAGCCUGAGCUCGCCGGCCAGGUACGAGGGCACCUGGACUUCCGGUCUGCAGGACGGAUACGGUGUAGAGACCUACGCCGACGGAGGUACGUACCAGGGCCAGUGGACUGGAGGCAUGCGUCACGGCUAUGGAGUACGCCAAAGUGUCCCCUAUGGAAUAGCAGCUGUUGUCCGCUCACCGCUACGAACAUCACUGGCUUCCCUUCGCAGUGAACAAAGCAACGGCGCGGUUCUGCGUGACGGCCUGUCGGACAGUCCAGCAGGCACACGCGGUGGCUUUGUGCUCAACUUCCAUUCGGAUGGAGAAGCUUCAGAAAAGAAGAAGGGCCUUUUCCGACGCGGUUCCCUCUUUGGUAGCCUUCAGCGACUGCGCAAAUCAGACUCGCGCUCAUCAAUCUCCAGUAAGCGCAGCUCAGCACGCAGUGACACCGCCAUGAGCCACAUCAGUUCAAGUGAUGCUAACUCCACCGUCAGCUUGGGAAAUGGAGACCUGGUUGACGACUACGUGACAUUGGAGGACAAUGUGGACGCCACGACUACUGAGUCCUACAUGGGCGAGUGGAAGAAUGACAAGCGCAGCGGCUUCGGAGUGUCAGAGCGCUCCAAUGGCAUGAAGUAUGAAGGCGAGUGGUUGAACAAUAAGCGCCAUGGCUACGGCUGCACCAUUUUUCCUGAUGGCACAAAGGAGGAAGGGAAGUACAAGAACAAUGUGCUAACUCGAAGUCUCAGGAAGCACUUUAUCCCAUUGAAGAAGGCCAAGAUGAAACAGAAGGUGGACCGCGCCGUUGAAGGAGCACUAAGAGCAGCAGCCAUCGCUAGAACUAAAGUGGAAAUUGCCGUCUCCAGGACAAGCCAUGCUCGAGUCAAAGCUGAGGCUGCAGACCAGACUGCCCGUUCAGCCAGCCAGGACUCCGACAUUGCCAGAAGUGUUGCACGAGAGCUCUCUCCAAGCUUCCAUCAGCCUGGUCCUGACUACAUACGUCAGAAGUAUUAUGACCCCCUAGAGGUGAAGGAACUUUCUGAAGAGGACAAAAUCGACAAAUCUCCAACAGAGAGUCCUCAUUUCUACCGGAAAGGUACCACACCAACUCAGUCUCCAUCUCAGAGUCCAGGUGCCAGUCCUGAUGCCAGUCCUGGUCCCUCUCCCUCUACGACAAAGAAGACCUUUUUUCUGAGUAAAACCCCUGUUCCUGAUGUUCCUGUGAAGCCUGAAGGAAAGGAGAUCAGAACCUCAAAAACGGAGUCUUUACCUGCAGCAGAAUUCAUAAAAUCAGAACCCCAGCCUUUGUUGAAACAGGACGUGAGACCGCAAGAAGUCAGACCAGUCAGCGGUUCCUCCACCGAUGGCCAGAUCCAGUCUCUGUACCACGAUUACCAUAUUGAGACUGAUGUCAAGGUUCUUCCACAGCAGGAUGAUCUUCACCCAUCGGGUCCUGCUAAAGUGUGCCGAGUUGCUUCUGCGACUCCACGACAAGACGCUGUCCAGGUGCUGGAGUCUGCAAAGCCAAAGAGUCUUGUGGAAACCAAGAAACCCAGUGUUGAGGUGACCUCUGAUUUCCAAGAGGAGGAACCGGGCUCUAACUCCAUUGUGGUGGUUCUUGUCAUGCUGUUGAACGUUGGUCUGGCAAUCAUUUUUGUCCAUUUUCUCACAUGACCAAAUGUGAAAUCAGGGGCCUGAGCUCAGCGGGCGGCCCAGCAGCAGCCUGAUAGAGAGACGGAGGAUUAGAACCCCAGAAGCAGCCCUGAGGACUUUGGACUGACCUGGCCUGUGGACUCGGCAUGAAGCUGCUUUUCUGUCUCUUUGCUUCCAU